Anthostomella pinea is the source of this 2139-nucleotide messenger RNA. NCBI's taxonomy places the organism in Eukaryota, Fungi, Ascomycota, Sordariomycetes, Xylariales, Xylariaceae. The record is from the annotation of a GenBank genome assembly.
AUGGCGCCAUCUCAUCCAGCGGAUGCUGAUGAACUCGGCAUCUCGAGUGACGACGAUGCCUCCGACCUCGAGAACAAAGUCACCUUGGAGUCGAUCAAUCAAAGAAUGACGAUCAGAUCUGCGAUCACCUCCAACUAUGCCACUCAAUGGGGCGCCGUAGAAGCCUUCCGUGAGCUCGUGCAGAACUGGAGAGACGGUAUCAUCAAGUCAUUCAAGAUAUACGAGUGCGACUUCCAUGUCACCCUCGAGGAAAACGAUGACGAAAUCGUCUACAAGGCCGUAGGUCCGAAGUCCCAGCGUCGGAAAUCUCAAGGAACGCAGGAGUGUCUGGGAUACAUCCGAUGGCACCGCAAUGAGGGAGCGGGUAUCGUAGAAAUCACCAACAGACAAGCCACCCUCCAAUCCUGGCACCUCGACAUGGGAGGCUCGAGCAAACAGAAUGACUCCCACCAAGCCGGAUCUCACGGUGAAGGCUUGAAAGUUGCCUUACUCAUCCUAAGUCUCCUACCUAUUGCACCGGCGCCAAACGAGGACGUGCAAUUCUUCGUCGGGGGCAAUACACCAGGUCGGGACGAGAACGGUUACCCAACACAGCGGAUCGAGGUUACGAAGGACAAGUUCAGAGAGUGGACCAAAGCUGCCCUGUUCCUCCAGACAAUUCCCGACGAAGAGAUUGUGAGAACAAAGUUGGGCGACCUGAUUAUUGAUGCUCGAUUUAGCGGGAACAUCUACCUCAAGGGUCUCCUUCUCAAGGAAUGCAAAGGCAGCAAAUCGGCCAGCAUCGCCGGCAAGAAAAUUAUGUAUGGGUACAGUUUUGCCUCAGGAGUCACCAAUCGCGAGAUAGAGUCCAUGGCAGGAGCGGACGACGAGUCGCGAGCGAUUCUUAAUAUCUGGAAUUUAGCACUCACCGACCCUUCGAAACCGCCCGACCUCGUCAACAAACUACACGAGAUGCUGGACUCGGAUAACCCAGAGUAUGCCGAUGUUGCACGAGCAGAAACGUUCAUUCACUCCGGCACUCGCGAACACAUCAAAAAGUACCUCCUCUCCGAGAAGUUUGAGGGCAAGUGGUUUUAUACGGCGAAGGAGAAAAACCAGAACCGCCGUGUGGAACAAGUCGUGCAAGGCCUUGGUCGUGAGCCCCUCAUGCUCAAGGACUCAUACUGGUUGAUCAUGAAGGCAGCGGGGCUCCGAACGGCAGAUGAAGAACGGAAACGCUUUCUCGCAGCUGCCGACGCCCCUGUUCCAGACGAUGUCUUUUCCAAAGCCGUGCAUCGACUUGUCCGUGCCGGAUUAGCCGCUUGUCCCCAGACGUCCGGCCUCUCUGUGCUAUUUGUGAAAGCAGGAUGGUUAGGGCUUGAUUCGUUCUACGCCGAGCCACAGAAAGCAUUCAAGAUCCACGAGAAAUGGUUGACAGCCAAAGGGGCGCAGGAAGAAUUGGGCUUGGACGGUUCCAAACAGCCAAGCUGGUAUCUGAAGCGAGCACUAAGUGAAAGUGACCAGCACGUCCAGGAGCACAUCCAAAUCAAGCAGGAUUUGGAAUUCAAGAUCAACCGCUUUGAGAAGACGGACUCAGUGAUCACUACAUGGAAUGCAGGAUCGGGCUGGACACCGGAUACCGAUAUUACCAUUCAUCUCCAUAACGAGGUGACGUGCUUACACCACAAGCAGCAUUUGAUCAGAGAAGAGAUCACCAAGGCACAUUUACAGUGCCUUAAGGUAGUAAACAGGUCACGCUUCGCAGUACCCUCCGUACCCGCCGCCGACAAAAAGAUUUUCGUGCUGCUCUCUAACCUCUCGGAUCCUUACUCAUUUGUCGUGCUCUCCGAGGAACCUCGCAUCAUCGAGAUGCCGACGCCAGUUGCAACGCCUGCAACGCCGUCAAGGGUAAGAGAGAGCCCGAAGCCUGAUGAGCAGAAGACCUACACACUUGGAGACCAAAUGCAAUCUUUGGAUAUCGUGACACCAAGAGACUGGUACCAUGGCUCGAACCCAAAGGGUACCAAGGCAGUCAUUGGUAUCGAGAAGAGCGAGAGCGAGGCGGUUGCUGUGACCAAGGACAACGAGACGCCGGCCAAGCGUCCUCUACCCGAGCUGGAGACGUUGGACCGAAUGGUAAAACGGAGACGUGGCCGUUAA